AUGCAGCCUCCUCUUUCAUUCCUCUCUCUCUCUCUCAUCAGCACAAAAACCAGAGCAUCGUCCAUGGCCGAGCGCCAGGUUCAAAUCCACUCGCAGCGGCCCAAAAUAGGCCCAUCGGCUGCCCAAGUGCUGGCCGUCGUCGCCCUCGUCCCCCUCGGCGCCGCCCUUCUCUUCCUGGCGGGCCUCACCCUCGUCGGAAGCCUUGUCGCUCUCGCCGCCGCCACCCCUCUGUUCCUGAUCUUCAGCCCGGUACUGCUGCCAGCGGCCGUCGUUAUUGGGCUCGCUGUGUUUUCAUUUCUGGUCUCCGGAGCACUUGGGCUCACCGGGCUCUCAUCCCUGUCAUCCUUCUUCGAUUUCGUCCGGGAGGCCCGCGCCACCUUGCCGGGCCAGCUGGACCGGGCCAAGAUUCGCAUGCAGGAGAUGGCGGGUCAGGUGGGCCAGAAGACCCGGGAAAUGAGCCAGACAGUCCAGAGUAUGGCCCACGAAGCCGGUCGGACCUGAGAAGGAAGAAAUGAAGCUUAACACAGAGAAGGGGAAUGGGCUGAACAGGAGGGCGUAUCUAUGGAUAGUAUGCAGUUGUUUUGAUGGACCGAGUCAAUUUGGGUUGUGGCCCAAACUUUUUAGAAAUAAAGAAAAGGGGGCUGUUGUGAUUUGGUGUGUCCCUAUAUAUUUACGGGAUUUGGUAGAGUAAUUAAUGCAAGGGAAAGUAGAUGAUGAAGAAGCUAGGGCAGGCAUGUCAUCAAUAUAUAAGAAUAGGGUGGUAUGGUUUGUAAUUCCUAUGAGGAGUAAUAAUGGAAUAGAAUUGUUUUGCAAUGUAAUUUAAUAAGAGUUUUAGUUUUCUUUAAUA
Messenger RNA from Malania oleifera, 847 nucleotides. Its product is annotated as oleosin H2-like. Gene Ontology annotation, biological process: seed oilbody biogenesis; response to freezing; lipid storage. The transcript has a single exon. NCBI's taxonomy places the organism in Eukaryota, Viridiplantae, Streptophyta, Magnoliopsida, Santalales, Ximeniaceae. The coding region runs from base 1 to 501 and encodes 166 amino acids. The record is from RefSeq and is a predicted model, not a curated record. Gene Ontology annotation, cellular component: membrane; monolayer-surrounded lipid storage body.